AAAUUGAUGCUAUUCUAAAUGCACAGACCAUAUUAACUAAGGAUGGAGACAUUCAGCGCUUCCUUGUUCGUUGGGAAGGCCGUCCUGAUUCUGAUUGUACUUGGCUCUCCAAAGAGACACUUCAACAGCUUGAUCCUGAUUUGUUGGAGCAUUAUAGGAGUCAAUACGAUCUUCCUUUACUCGGACCACCACCCUUGCGUGUAUAUCGACAUCGAAAGAAGUUUGUUCAACCGCUCAGUUUGUGGCUAGGAGAUUGAUAGCAGCCUUUUGUGAUCUACCUCCUCGACGGGGUCGAGUUUUUCUCCCACCCUGGGAGAGUUGAUGCGGACAACAUCCUUAUCGGGCCUUUUGUUGGAACAUUUUAUCUUUUAUUUAUUUUAAGCUUUAUGUCUUAUUGGGCUUGUAUAUGGGUUUGGCCCAAGCCCAAGUUUAUUAUUUUGGUAUUUAUAUUAUUGUAAUUUGGAUUGAAAGUCACUUUGGAUGAAAUGAAGGAUAUUUUGUGAUCGUCUCUCUCCUCUUCUCUCCAGUUUCCCCUCUCUUCUCCUCCUCUUCUUCCUCUUCUUCUUCUUCCUGCUUGAUUCUACAUCACUUAUUGCCCCUAAUAAUUGAGAAAAAAAACUCAGUAACCAACCAUUUCCAACAUCUGUCAUAUCCAGCAAUUAUUUUCAUUUUGAUUUAUGUUCAUCUAUUUUGAAAGAGGAAUGACGGUGUGAUGCUUAAAUCAUUUUUUAUACUUGCACCAACAAAUGAAAAACAUAUUGGUCAUUUCUCUGAACUUGUAUUCACUGUUUGAAACUGACAGAUGGGGAAGGUAUCCUCCAGAGGUCAGAACAGCCAUCCCCGUGGAUGGAAGAUUUGAACAUAUGGUCUUGUCUUGCAACGCUACGUCUGAUCAUGCUAUUAUUUGGAUAGAACGAGAGGCAGAACAUGCCCUAGAAAAACUGAAGGACCAUAGUACAGAAACCACCAUGGCACCGCCUAAAGUCCAAAAAUUUGACAGGAAGCAGACAAUUGAGAAAGAACACGAGGAUGCUUUAGAGAGGGCUGUGAGUCUGAAUAUACCCAAUGCUGCUACAACUACUGGAGAAGAAUCCUCAGGCAGCAUUGAAGGGUCAUCUUCAGGGGACAUGCAUAUCGAACCUUGUGAGGAUGAAACAGAGAAUUCCAAGGAAACUAAAACGCCAUCAAGUAAAAAUGCUAGAACUAAUUGGAACGAAGUAGUUGAGAAGCUUUUCAAGAGGAAUGAAUCGGGGAAACAGCUAUUGGUAGGAGAGACCUCUGUUACUGAAUAAUGCACAUUUUGAUUUUUAUUUUUUUACCUCAUAGAUAGGAUAUGGCCAUUUAGGUAAGUUUCGGUUCAAGAGACGUAUCUUCUUUCGGUUGUUUUUCUUGCCAUUAUUUCCUGUUCACAAGUUCUAUGUGCCUUCUGUACAACUAUUGAUGUAUAAUCCCUGGCUUGUGUAGGCUAAUGUACAUUUUCAGUGUAGUAAUUUAAACGGAACAGACCAUCCUUUGAAUGGCGCUACGUGAAUUGUCAAGAUUUAUUCUUGGAAUA
Olea europaea var. sylvestris is the source of this 1555-nucleotide messenger RNA. RefSeq lists its product as uncharacterized. The transcript is spliced from 2 exons. Lineage: Eukaryota; Viridiplantae; Streptophyta; Magnoliopsida; Lamiales; Oleaceae. Bases 747 to 1292 code for a protein of 181 amino acids. The record is from RefSeq and is a predicted model, not a curated record.